AUGGCAGAAAGCUCCACUCCCUGCCCGUUUGCAUCGAACCAGCGUUCACCUGCCGAAGCCUUCCUGGGAUGCCGACUGCGAAUGGAAUUCGAUCUACUGUUACCUUCUAGAGUUCGCUCAAACGGUACACGAAAUCUCAAAAUGGAAUCUCAAUUCCACCGUCGAAAUGGAGCAAGACGCCGCAACUUUGAGAUCAAAGACGCGAUUUCUGCUGAGGAUUAUCGAGAACAGAAACCAACUUGGACUCCCGGUUUUACCACACGCCGUGUUGGAAACACAACCUACACUGUUCGCUGUAGAAAUGAAGUAUGGACUCGGCACGUAAGCAAUCCAUCCGCGAUCCAGGAUAGGCACAACUGCGACUAA
Messenger RNA from Necator americanus (New World hookworm), 366 nucleotides. RefSeq lists its product as uncharacterized. NCBI's taxonomy places the organism in Eukaryota, Metazoa, Nematoda, Chromadorea, Rhabditida, Ancylostomatidae. The record is from RefSeq and is a predicted model, not a curated record. Bases 1 to 366 code for a protein of 121 amino acids. The transcript has a single exon.